Alligator sinensis (Chinese alligator) is the source of this 4481-nucleotide messenger RNA. It is a transcript of the gene SLC16A12, whose product is annotated as solute carrier family 16 member 12. Bases 1491 to 2942 code for a protein of 483 amino acids. The record is from RefSeq and is a predicted model, not a curated record. Gene Ontology annotation, biological process: transmembrane transport; monocarboxylic acid transport. NCBI's taxonomy places the organism in Eukaryota, Metazoa, Chordata, Crocodylia, Alligatoridae. Gene Ontology annotation, molecular function: monocarboxylic acid transmembrane transporter activity. The transcript is spliced from 8 exons.
GCUGAGCAUUCACUUCAGAUCUUUAGCUAGCAUAAGGCUUUAAAACAUAGUUUUACUGACUGAGUUGAUCAGUUUAUGAAAAGGAUUACAUGAUGUAUUAGCAGGGCACUGGACUCAGUUACCCAGGAAAUUUCUACAGUUUUUUAAACUGGGCCAAAUACUGAAGCUUGUUAGAUCACCCUGGGGGAGAGAGUUUCAAAUAUUUGAGGCAUGCCCAUGCAACUGCUUUCUUUAGUUAAGUCAAAUAAUUUCUUUAAUGAUAUGGAAAAAGUUAGGGUAAAUUAGGAUCUUUUGAACAUGCAGUAAAAUGGCUAGGCACUUGUGAUUACAUACGCAAGCAAAGCCUGCACUUCCAUAUGCCUCUUACUGGUUUGACUUUAAGCUUGCCCUUAAUUAUUUUACUUUAUUGGUAUUUGGCUAUAAAUUUAGGUAGUGUCAAGAGAAGUUUACUGUUGUAUUUUCUACUGCAGUAUGGGAAUCAGGAACUUGAUAUUGAAAGCUAGUGAGUCUUAAUUUUUGGAAUUCAUCUUGUAAGGUAUAUUGGUAACUUCCAGUUAUGUAGCUAAUGUCACUAAUAAGCAAUACUGCUUAUGUGAAACCAGUUGAAGUGUCAUGAAAAGUAGGCAACCUAUAACUUUCUUGCAUUCCAUUAUUACAUUUCCUACACUUUGAGUGUUCUGUGAACCUGCAGUUAAGAGUCUUAAAGAUGGAACUGAUUAUGUAAAUAGACCUGUUUUAAUUUAGAUGCAAGUGGGACACUGCAGCUUUCAGUGCUCUGAAUGACUGCAAGGCUGAAAUAAAUGAUUGUUCCUUUUAUAUAAGGAUUUUAAGAUGCCCAUUCUCACUUUCAAUUUAUAGGUACAUUGUUUCUGCAUAAUAAUCCAGUUGUAACAUCUUAAAAUAUUUUAACCCAAAUCAGUUUCUUUUGUGUACUGUGUAGCUGUAGAAGCUGAUGAUUUGCAGAGACUGAGUAAUAAGUUGUACGGGAGAAACCAUGUAUAGGAUUUGCAAAAUCUGUCAUUUCUCACUAUUUCAUUAGAGUCCAAGAGACCUUUUGUGAUUCCUGUGGUAUAUGUCUAACAGAAAUUGAAUAUGAUACUCAGAGUGGGGGAAAUUUUAAAUUAAAAUUGCUUUCUCUUACAGCCCAGAGGUAAUGAUGAAGAAUCUAAGAGUUGCUUUCUUUUAACAUGAAACAAGGAACUGGGUUACAAUGCAGAAAUAUGUGUUACACCUAAAGGCCAUGGACACACAAAUGGAUGGCAAAUAAGCCUUGUGCCAGGUAAAAUUCCAAGCAUACUUGGCAUGUCAGCUGGAAUAAGUCCCUUACAGCAGUUCAAGAAAGAGGAAUAAAAGAAUCACUUCCACAGCUAUGGCCACACCAAGGAAGGUUCUGCAUUCCUCCCCUCCGGAUGGAGGCUGGGGAUGGAUGAUUGUUGUUGGCUGCUUUCUGGUUACUAUCUGCACUAGGGCUGUGACAAGGAGGACUGGUGAUGGAAAGGUUCUCCUGGGCAAGGAAGUUCUGUUGUGGUGGUGCUGCUGCAAAGGGCUGGAGCAGGGGGGUUAGCUUCCAGGUCUCACGAUGCAUCUCAAUAUUUUUUGUGGAAUUCCAAACCUACUUUGCUCAGGAUUACGCCCGAACAGCAUGGAUCCAUUCCAUUGCAGACUGUGCUACAAUGCUCUGCGCCCCACUUGGAAGUUUUAUCAGUAAUCGUGUGUCCUGUCAAGUGGGCAUCAUGCUGGGAGGAAUGCUUGCAUCUACAGGACUAAUCCUGAGUUCAUUUGCCACAAGCCUGGAGCACCUCUACCUGUCACUAGGAGUUCUUACAGGGCUUGGAUUUGCACUCUGUUAUUCUCCAGCCAUAGCAAUGGUGGGCAAAUAUUUCAACAAAAGAAAAGCGCUGGCUUAUGGGAUAGCCAUGUCAGGGAGUGGCAUUGGUACCUUCAUUCUGGCUCCUGUGGUCCAGCUCUUAAUUGAACAGUUUUCCUGGCGGGGAGCAUUACUAAUCCUGGGAGGUUUUGUUUUAAACCUCUGUGUCUGUGGUGCUUUAAUGCGGCCUAUUACUCUUAAGGAGGACCAUGAAAACCCUCCUGAAUUGCUUGGACAGGAGUAUGUCUCCAAAGCACAGAAGCAAGACUUAAAGCAGAUAUCCAUGUGUUCACCUUUAAUGAAAGACUGGUCCCAUGAAUGUCUAUGUCACUGCUCAUGGCAGGAGUACAACUUUUUGCUGAUGCCAGACUUCAUGGUGCUAGCAGUGUCUGUUUUGUUUAUGGCAUAUGGCUGUAGCCCUCUCUUUGUCUACCUAGUGCCAUAUGCUCUGAGCGUUGGUGUAAGUCAUCAGGAGGCUGCUUUCCUUAUGUCUAUACUUGGUGUCGUCGACAUUAUUGGCAAUAUCACCUUUGGAUGGCUAACAGACAGAAGGUGUCUGAAGAAGUAUCGACAUAUUUGCUACCUCUUUGCUGUGGGAAUGGAUGGCCUCUGUUGUCUCUUCCUACCUGUUCUCCAAAGCUUCCCUCUGCUUGUGCCUUUCUCAUUUACCUUUGGGUAUUUUGAUGGAGCCUAUGUAACACUGAUUCCUGUUGUGACGGCAGAUGUGGUUGGAACUGCUUCCUUAUCAUCAGCCCUAGGAGUGGUGUAUUUUCUUCAUGCAGUACCAUACCUACUGAGUCCCCCCAUUGCAGGUUGGCUGGUGGAUACAACUGGCAGCUACACUGCAUCAUUCCUUCUCUGUGGAUUUUCUAUGAUAUUCAGUUCAAUACUGCUAUGCUUUGCAAGACUAACAAAGAAAAUCAAAAGAACACACUUGAGGUCACUUGCCAAAGAUGCUAAUACCAAGCAGCAAAUUUGGACAAAUGGAACAAUGGCUUAUUCUGUAGCAGGUGAAUUAGACCAAAAGGAUGUGGAAAUGUUGGCCAUUGACACAAACAGCUACUGCAAUAGAUGACAGGUGUCAUCAAGUUUCUAUAGACAACACUGCUAUGACUAGUGGCUGCAUGUAUUGGAAGCAUCUUCAUUGAAAACAUUUUUCCCAAUAAAACAAAAGAAAUAAGUCAUCUAUCAACCAGAUUUUCUGUCAUAUUUUAGUAGUAUAAAAUUAGUCAAAUAAAACCAAGGAAAGCUGUCCAUUUACAGUGUCUAUCGGAUGAUUUCUAAUUCAAUAAUGCUGGCUCCACAGAUAACAAAAUGAACUACUCAGGUAAUUGAUCAUAAUCAGAGGUAAUUUACAUGACAGUCAAGAAGCAAAACUGAAUGAUAGAAUUUAUGGUGAAACAAUUUUUAAAACAGUGCCUAUGAAAUAUGCUUUUCAGUGUUACUUGGGGAGUAGUUAAAAAAAGGUUGAAAUUUAUCAGCAAUUGUCAAGCUCUUUGAAAAUAACUGCUACAAUAAUCACUGUCAUUCUAAGAAACUGCUGGAAAAUGGUAUUCUAUUUGGUAUAUAUUAUUAGCUGAACAAGUCUCUGAAGCAGCUUUAAUUUACACGGUGCCUAAAUUUUCUGUGCAACUGAAAUAUGUUUUUAUAUGAAAUACAGUUCUCAUGACUUUCUCCCCAAACCUGUUGACCAAAUGUUGCCAACACCCAUAUGAAAGUUCCCUGGAGCCUCGAUUUCUGAGGGAUAACAUUCCAGCCCAGCUCUUUCAGACAAUAUCCUGUGCUGCUGUUCCAUGUUUGAGAAGGUCUGAGGAAGUCGGUGACUGCCUACCAGCCUGGCUUUGGAGAUCAAAAGGCUUAGGUUGUCUUUCCAGUGUGGUAGUGCAUGGAACUGUGAAGAUGUAUAUGUAAAGCAGCUGAAGCAGAUGCUGAUAGGCUGGAAUGCAUAUCUGACGCAGAGGCAGAAAGGUGUGGCCUGCAUACUCCAAAAGAUGGCAAAUCUCCCCUUGUGAAAACAGCAACCACUAAGGAAACGUGGGGAUCAGUGCUCACAGACAGCUGAGGAACCUCCCUCUCCACAUCUCACUAACAGCCACAGCCUGCUGUUGGAGGCCGAUCAGCACUCAGGACUGUAAUGACAGGUUCUUCUCUGUCAAACUCAGUGGCCCAGAUCCUCAGUUGGUGCGUCAGCUGUGCGGGACAGGAGACAACAGCUGAUCUUGGAUGCUGAUUGAAGCUCAUUGUGUUGGGAAAGCAAUACAGUUGCAUGCUUCAUAGAAGCCAUUGAAGGAGUGUAGCUUGAAGACUAUGUUAAAUAAUGGUGCACUUAAUUAAAUUAUGGUACACUUAAACAUUUCCCAAAUGUUGAUGAUAUUACAGAUGGGUGCCACUCUGAUCCCUUCCCCAUGCCUGAUCUGCUUCUUGCCCUGUGCUCCCUGCACAACCUGUUGCCCUGCUUUCUGCUUCCUGCCCUAUCUGCCAGUGUGCUGCCUGUACCCUCCCUUAUCUGCCAUGUACCACACACAGAGGCUGGCUCUACCACUUCUGGUAUGCACUGUAGGUUGGCCACCUAUGAUUUAAAACAAGAGUAACAAAUAAAAAGAUACAGCUUUGG